AUGUGCGCGCUUCGCAUCCAAACUUCUCUGCCCCGCGGUCUGUUAGCGGUGCCAGGUACUACCAAAGGUUCACUUCAUCCAUUCAAAUCCCAUUCGCCAUACACGCGUUAUUCCUCACCCAAGAUGGCCGACGUAGAUAUGGAAGUUGAUGACGCCGUGCCGUCAUCCACGCGGAAUGAGUCCGAAAUGCAGACACAUACCAAAGCAACUGCAGUCCGAUCAAUCGAGGGCUGGAUUAUCAUCGUCACAAACGUCCACGAAGAGGCCGACGAAGAAGCCUUGCAAGACAAGUUUGGAGACUACGGAGAGAUUAAGAACUUGCAUCUCAAUCUCGAUAGACGUAGUGGCUACGUCAAGGGCUAUGCUCUGAUCGAAUAUGCGACACUGGAAGAAGCCCGAGCGGCGAUUGAUGGAGCACACGAUACAAAACUGUUAGACCAGACGAUCCAGGUGGACUUUGCCUUUGUCAGACCUCCUCCUGGUAAAGGCGCCAGGCAGGGUGGCGGCAGGCCUGGAGGCAGAAGAGGCCGCAGCCGAAGCAGGAGUCCGGACGCCAAGAGCAACGACGCAUGA
Trichoderma gamsii is the source of this 573-nucleotide messenger RNA. Its product is annotated as 26S proteasome regulatory subunit N7. The coding region runs from base 1 to 573 and encodes 190 amino acids. Gene Ontology annotation, cellular component: exon-exon junction complex; nucleus; cytoplasm. Gene Ontology annotation, molecular function: mRNA binding. The transcript has 2 exons. Lineage: Eukaryota; Fungi; Ascomycota; Sordariomycetes; Hypocreales; Hypocreaceae. Gene Ontology annotation, biological process: RNA splicing. The record is from RefSeq and is a predicted model, not a curated record.